CUCCGUUCCUGACUGCUGCUGCAGCUCCUUUACUGUGUGCUCUCUCUCUCUCUCCCCCACCCCCCUUCUCCAAGCAGCUCGAAGCCUUGGGUCCGGUGCCCCCAAAAAUGGCGAAAUCGCCGGCCGAUCGGAGCCCAAUCUGAGCCCGCACGCUCCGCAGUAGCCCGAUCUCCCGAAUCCCCAAAAGCGCCCCGGUUGGAAAUGGCCGCCACUGUCCCGAUCGGGCUCGCGACGCGCGAUUCGGUGGUGCUUUGGCCCGGGGGACCCGAGGGCCGCAGGUUUUCUGAUUGACUCUGACUGAGCCGUGGUUGCUCUCGCUCUUCGGUGGGGCUCCGGGUGUCCUGCGGAGAGAGCAGCGGCGACGGGUAAUCGGCGGAUUGGAGAAAUGCUCAGCAAGAGCCCUUUGGCGAUGCGUCAGGAGAUGGGCGGCGUGAGAGGGGAGGAAGAGCCGGAGGACGAGCUUGACGCGCUGCUCCGUGCCGGUGGCGGCGGAGCGCGUCGGCGAGGUGAGGAGGCUGGUGAGAAGGAACGGCUCAGCAUAUUCCGAAGCGGGUCGGCGCCACCGACCAUAGAGGGUUCACUAAACGCCAUCGGCGGCCUGCUCCGCGGUGGUGGUGAGACGCCCCGGGCCGCUGCCGCCGUUCCUGACGCUGAGGAGUUGAACGGACAUGGCGGACUCCUGUCGGAGGAGGAGCUCCGGGCUGACCCAGCCUACCUGUCGUAUUACUACUCGCACGCCAAUCUUAACCCGAGGUUGCCACCGCCGGUCCUGACAAAGGAGGACUGGCGGUCAACACAGCGGCUGAAGGCAGGGGUAGAGGUGGUGGGAGGGAUUGGGGACAGGAGAAAGGCAGUGCAGGAAGAGGCUGGACAGGGGAUGGCCGCCGGGAUGUCGCUGUUCCCACAGAAUCCUGGUUUCGAUCGGGAGGAGCAUGGAAGCAAGGGUGUGGGCGGUGCUGCAGAGUGGGUCGAUAGAGGAGGUGAUGGGCUCAUUGGGUUAUCACUAGGACGGCAACGCAGCUUUGCUGAUAUGUUUCAGGAUAACCUUGGCCGCAGAACACCUACUUCAGAACAUCCCUCUCGUGCAGCCAGUCGCAAUUCAGUUGAUCCUUCUGAGAACCAAUACUCUUUACAUAAUGAUACUAUGGAUGCACAGCGCUCUGUUGGAAAUGCACAAAGUGUCGGCAGUCUUUCCAGUAUUAAUGCAUCUGCAUCUCAAACUUUUGCUUCUGUUCUGGGUUCAUCAGCUUCAAGGAAUGCGACACCAGAUUCCCAUUAUAUCCCUAGGGUUCCUAGCCCUGGCCUUCCACCUGUUGGCGCUAGGAUUAGUUCUAAUGAGAAGAGACUAAAUUGUUCAUCGUCAUCAUUCAACACAGUAUCAUCAAAAGCACUUGAGCCUGAUGAUAUAUUAACUGCACUAUCUAGCAUGAACUUGUCAAAAGGUGGCACUUUGAACAACAACAGCAACAUUAGUCAAUCAAAGUUUCAGAGAGAGAUAAGUGAUUACCAUAAUUUUGCUCUUGGCCCGCAAGCUGCUCAAGUCAGCAGUAGGCAGUAUUCUGCGAUGUUGGAAGCAGAUGCUGAAUAUGCAGGUGUACCAUCAAAUUCUUCAUUUGCUGAUAUUAAGAAUAGUGCACCUAAUCCAGCAGACUUCAGAGGUUCCACAAACACACGGUUUGAUGGACACGGGGAGAUAAAAAGAUCUUCUACUCUUUCUGCUCGUUCAUAUCAGAAGUCUCCACCAUCUUCUAAUGCAAGUCCAGGUGGUUCUCCUGCUCAACAUCAGAAUCUUGAUGGAACAAAUUCAGCAUUUCUUAACUAUGGGCUCAGUGGAUAUUCACUCAAUCCGGGUUUCAACUCCAUGAUGAUGAAUAACAUGGGUUCAGGUAGCAUGCCUCCUCUGUUUGAAAGUGGUGCAGCAGCAUCUGCUAUAGCUUCACUUGGGUCAGAUUCAAGAAACCUUGGUAGCAAUAUUUCGUCACCACCUGCCUUAAGUCUAUCGGAUCUGCAUAACCUUGGUAGAUCCAAUAAUCAAACAGCCACUGGUCUUCAGUCUCCUCUCUCCGAUCCUUUUUAUGUUCAGUAUUUGAAGACAGCUCAAUAUACAGCGCAGGAAGCAGCCAACUACAGUGAUCCUUACUUGGAAAGAGGUUUCAUGGGUAGUUCGUAUGCUGAUUUAACACCAGUUCAGAAAGCUUAUGUUGAAGCUUUGCUUCAGCAGAAGCAAUAUGGGAUGCCACUUGGUAAAUCAGUAUCCUCAAAUCAUGGUUACUAUAGCAAUCUGGGUUACGGCAUGGGCAUGGCAUACCCUGGAAGCCCUUUGGGAAGUCCUGUUGCUUCCCCAUCAGGUCCUGGCAGUCCAAUUAGGCUCGGUGAGCGGAAUCUGAGGUUUCCUUCUAACACGAGAAGCUUGACUGGUUGGAACGUUGAUCCAAGUGGCUAUAUGAAUGGGAACUUUCCAUCUUCACUUUUGGAUGAAUUCAAAAACAAUAAGGCCAGAAGCUUUGACCUUGCUGAGAUUGCUGGGAAUGUGGUGGAGUUCAGCGCUGACCAAUAUGGAAGUCGUUUCAUACAGCAAAAACUUGAAACUGCGACAGUUGAGGAAAAAAACAUGGUUUUUGAGGAGAUCAUGCCUCACGCUCUCUCAUUGAUGACUGAUGUAUUUGGGAAUUAUGUAGUGCAGAAGUUUUUUGAGCAUGGGAGCUCCACACAACGCAGGGAGUUGGCUGAUAAACUAUUUGGACAUGUACUAACUCUUAGCAUUCAGAUGUAUGGUUGUCGAGUUAUCCAAAAGGCAAUAGAGGUUGUUGAUCUGGACCAGAAGACAAAAAUGGUUACUGAGCUUGAUGGUCAUAUCAUGCGAUGUGUGCGUGAUCAAAAUGGAAACCAUGUUAUCCAGAAAUGUAUUGAGUGUAUACCAGAAGAUUCCAUUCAGUUUAUUAUCUCGACAUUCUAUGGUGAAGUUGUUACACUGUCCACUCACCCCUAUGGCUGCAGAGUCAUACAGAGAGUACUGGAGCAUUGCACUGAUACAAACACACAGCAAAUUGUCAUGGAUGAGAUAUUGCAAUCUGUAUGCAUGCUGGCACAAGACCAGUAUGGAAAUUAUGUUAUCCAGCAUGUUAUGCAGCAUGGGAAGCCUCAUGAGCGGUCUUUUAUUAUUGAAAAGCUAGCUGGACAGAUCAUCCAGAUGAGCCAACAGAAAUUUGCCUCAAAUGUUGUCGAGAAGUGUCUAACAUUUGGAGGACCUUCAGAGCGGGAAGUUAUCAUAAAUGAAAUGCUUGGAACUACUGACGAGAAUGAGCCUCUCCAGGCCAUGAUGAAGGAUCAGUUUGGUAACUAUGUUGUACAAAAAGUACUAGAGACUUGUGAUGAUCAGCAGAGAGAGCUGAUUCUUUCACGAAUAAAGGUUCAUUUAAAUGCGCUGAAGAAAUAUACAUAUGGGAAGCACAUUGUUGCUCGAGUGGAAAAACUUGUUGCUGCUGGUGAGAGGAGGAUUGGACUUCAGUCGUUGCAGUAUCCUUCCUAAUGGCAUAGGAAUGACCAUGUACAGCUAACCAUGGCCACCGAGAUCUACCUUCUGCCGCCUGCUUUUGGGCUGCUGCAAGCCAAAUUAGAAAUAAACAUGUUGUACCGAGACUUUGUACAUUUUGUAGUUUGAGCUUAUAGUCGUGUCAGGGUUUGGCUCAGCGAGUUUAUCUACCUGAUGCCACCGCGGAGAAGAUAGGCGUCAUGUAUAAAUCUGCAAUCCUGAGAGAGAAAGCUAUCAGAGCUGUCUAGGUGUAAAAAGGGGAGGAGAGUCUGAUAUUUUGCGAGUGUACAAAUCUGCAAUCCUGAGAGAGAAAGCUAUCAGAGCUGUCUAGAACAAAUUUGAUCGCCAUCCCGUGUGUAUAACUGAGAGGUAUGAAGUUAGCUGCCGUUCGUUUCCUGUAA
Molecule: messenger RNA, 3933 nt
Organism: Triticum dicoccoides
Lineage: Eukaryota; Viridiplantae; Streptophyta; Magnoliopsida; Poales; Poaceae
Product: pumilio homolog 2-like
Exons: 10
Coding region: 386-3529 (1047 amino acids)
Biological process (GO): post-transcriptional regulation of gene expression
Cellular component (GO): cytoplasm
Molecular function (GO): mRNA binding
Source: RefSeq, a predicted model, not a curated record